AUGAUUAGAGCUAAAGCCAAACAACUUGUCCCACAUUUUGCUUCAAAUUAUCCAAAAAUUAACGAAUGCAAAUGGAUUGAUAAGUGGCUCGAAUGUUUUAUGCGUCACAAUAGAUUAAGCAAUAGCACAAGUGAUAAUGAAAGUGUUAUUGACUUAACAUUAGAUGAUAGUCUGGGUGAAAAUGAACGUGAAAAUAAAGAAAAUGAGGAAGAUACAUAUUACAACGAUGAAAUCGUUAAAUAUGUUAAU
Messenger RNA from Racocetra fulgida, 249 nucleotides. Lineage: Eukaryota; Fungi; Glomeromycota; Glomeromycetes; Diversisporales; Gigasporaceae. The record is from the annotation of a GenBank genome assembly.